Orussus abietinus is the source of this 3454-nucleotide messenger RNA. RefSeq names its product serine/threonine-protein kinase MPS1 (gene Mps1). Gene Ontology annotation, biological process: peptidyl-serine phosphorylation; chromosome segregation; meiotic spindle assembly checkpoint signaling. Bases 305 to 3085 code for a protein of 926 amino acids. Gene Ontology annotation, molecular function: ATP binding; protein serine/threonine kinase activity; protein serine/threonine/tyrosine kinase activity. Gene Ontology annotation, cellular component: spindle; kinetochore; nucleus. The record is from RefSeq and is a predicted model, not a curated record. Lineage: Eukaryota; Metazoa; Arthropoda; Insecta; Hymenoptera; Orussidae. The transcript is spliced from 7 exons.
AGACCGGUACGGUGUGUGACUUGUUUACUGUAGAGUCUUUAAAAACAAGACAAAUGUCCCGUAUUAAAUGAUUUCUUAAAAAAUAUAUUUGUAAAGCAUUUUGAAUUAGCUGAAUAAUUUUCUUAAUACAAUCAUUAGUAAUGUCUGUGAAUUUUAGUUCCUGUUGGAGCUAGAAUUUGACAAGUACUGGACAAUGCUCAUAGAUGAACAAAGAUUUAUUUUAGAUUACAUAAAUGUUCAUAAAUGAACAUAAAUGGAAUGUUGAUAAGUUCUAUUUCAAACAAAUUACUGAAAAAAUUCAGAAAUGGAGACAGAUCAUGUGCUUCAAGACAGAAAUAGCCUUAAUGGUAGUUUUGGACUUAAUAGUACUGGUCCAAGACCUAAGUUCGAGCCUAUGCGUGUGAAGGCUCUUCGUGAACUUUGGGAAAGCGAUGACGAGGAUAGUGAAGAUAAAGAAAGUGUUUCUAACAGUGAAUCUGAGGGCGAUGAUGUCCAACCUUCAUCUAUAAAUAAUUUUGUUGGUGCUACGGUUGACAAAUUGCCUGAAUAUGAAGAAGAUGCAAGAUGUCAAAAAAAUAAUUUAUGUUUACAAGAAGGUAUCAUGCAGUUGGAUUUAAAUUCUUAUGUUAAAAGUGAAUUAGAAAAUUCUCCGCAAGAUAUAGAACCAAAACAUUCUUUUCUUAAAAGUACAUCAUGUAAUGAGUUAUAUGUAAAAUCCACAUCAACAAAAUCUAAAGCAUUCCAAGACCAUUUACAAGAAUCUAAAGUAGAUUUGAAAUUAGAAUCAGAAAAUUCUUCACAUGAAAGCAUAGUUAAUGAUGGAAUCCAUGGUCAAUCUAAAUCUCUUACUUGUACUAUAUUUCCACAACGAAAAGUAAGUGGUAGUGCAUCUUCUUCCGUAAAUAGUGCAAAUGUAUGUUCAUCACUUUUCUACAAUAAAAAAGAGAACUUGAAGACUGAUGCAGAAUUGCCAUUAGCUUCAACUGAUUGUGUGCAAUCUAGUGUUUAUAAAAGCUCCUUUGACAAACAUAAUAAUCAUCAAACAUCUCAUGAGAAACAUAUAUUUCAAUCUGUAUCCAAUUCAAAUUUAGAAAAUGAUACAGAAAAACACUCAAAACAUCAAAGUGAAUUCUGUACUAUAUCGAAAUAUGAAACACCUGGCUCUAAAAUAUCUCGCUCAAUUGGGUAUAAUCGAAACUAUAUCGAAACAGGAAAUUCUACAAAUAAACAGUCAUACGCUGUUACUGAAACACCAGUAAAACAUCCUUCAUCAAAUGUUAAUCAUCCAGUACCUUGUUCUUCUCAUCGUAACAUAUUUCAAACACCUCAAGCCAAAUCCAAUACUGACAUCUCUAAAAACCAUGUACAAACUCCAGCUACAAUAUUUUCCCAUUGGUCUCAAAAAAGUAUGCUACAGACUCCAAUACAAAAUACUGUUUUAAAAAAGAGAGAAGCAGUUCCAGUUACUGAACAGUCUAUCUCUUCCACCCAAAGUACAAAAUUAAAAUUACCCAGGUAUGUUACCUCAAGUGAAAAACGUAGUAGACAACCUUUAGCAGAAACUAUUCAAUCAACCCUAAAUUCAACUAAAGACAAAGUUCCAUCUACUUUUGACUCUGGAAUAGUUGCACCACAUAAUAUUCAAAUACCAAAACCUCAAAGGCCUACAGAUUCACAAGGUGUUUCUUUAGUAAAAGAAUCAUCAUAUACAGGGAGUCUCGGUCAAAAGGUUACUGAUGUAAUGGAACAACAACCAAUCCAAGCUGUGAUUAAUAAUAAUAAGGAACAAAAAGAAAAUAAACAACCAAAAAUUCAACAAAAUAUUCUGGAACAUGCAAAUAUAAUUCCUGAUCGAUUAUUGGAUUUACGAAGUUCAAAUGCAAUGGAAAAGGAAUUGAAACAUUGCAAUAAGAACUAUAAUACUAAUAUAUCUUCUGAAUAUGAAGGAUUUAAGAACGAUAAUUCUCCUUUAAAUAAUCCAAACUAUAUAAAAAAUCCAUCCAAAGUAGAAAAUGUUGAAGCUAAUACAUCUGUGGUACAGUAUUCAUUACCAUCUACAGUACAUACACCAAUGCAAGACAAGACAAUAUCGGUUAAAGGUAUCGAUUACUUAAUUUUGGGCACACUCGGACGUGGAAUGAGUGGUGAAGUACUACGAGUGCAAGAUUUAUCUUGUGGUGAAUUACGAGCCAUUAAAUGUGUCAAUCUAAAUUGCAUGGAGAAAGAGGCCGCACAAGGUUGUUUAGAAGAAAUAAAUAUGUUACAUAAAUUACAAGCACCUUGUGUUGUUAAGAUGUUCAAUUAUGAAGUGAAAUCACCGUUAGUACAUGUUGUCAUGGAAAUGGGUGAUACAGAUCUCAGUAAACUUCUUAAAUCGAUUAGACAAGAGAAGCAACUCCCACUUACGAUGAUACUUUAUUAUUGGACAGAGAUGUUAACGGCUGUCAAACAUAUACAUGAUAAUGGUGUAAUCCAUUCAGAUCUAAAACCAGCUAAUUUCCUUUUGGUUCGUGGGCGGUUGAAAUUAAUAGACUUUGGUAUUGCUUCAAGCAUAAAUUCUGACAUGACGUCAGUAGUGAAACAUAAUACGAUUGGUACAUUAAAUUAUAUCAGUCCUGAAGCACUCAUGGACAUAGGUGGCAGUGGAGACUCCCCAACUCAUAAUGUAAAAUACAAGAUAACUUUCAAGUCCGAUGUAUGGUCUCUAGGCUGUAUAUUGUACAGUUUGGUCUAUGGAUGUACACCGUUUUUUAACAUUCGCUCACAUUGGGCCAAAGUCAAUGCAAUAACAAACCCUAAGCAGAAAAUACAAUUUCCUUCGACAUCAACAACAAAUGGAGAAAAUACGGAACCUUUACCUUACAUUUUGAUUGAUGUAAUGCGUAAGUGUCUUCAACAUGAUCCAAAAGCUAGACCAACUGUCACUCAGCUAUUACAAGUCUCAUAUGUAUCGGGUAUAUCCAAACGGAUAUCAGCUACUCCAGAAAUUCCAUCAAACAUUCUUAUUAAAAUAAAACAUGCAUUGUCUAAUGAAGAAUGGCGAGAAUUAACACAGAUACUAGAAAAAGGACGGCAUACUGAAUGAUUUUAUAUCUUUUUCGUGGCCAACUUGUACAUAGGUUGUACAUUUAACUAAAGGAAAUGUGAUUAUAGUAACGAGUGUGUAUAAAAAUCUUAUCUGCGAUAAUUAUAACAUAGUAAUUAAGGUGAUCGGAUACUGUAAUGGCUUAAAAAAGAUAUUUUUUGAGGUACUAUAUGAAGGGAAACUAAAUUUUUUAUAUGCAUCCAUCUGUCAUAUAAAAAUACAUGGUUACAGAAAUAUUCCGUCUAAAAAUCUUUAAUAAAAGCAGACAUGAAGGUAAUAGUGCAUCUUUUAUUUAAGAGAUUAUCGGCAAGUAAGGCUUUUAAGUCUGAGUUUAUGUGAAAUUGAAACAUUAAACACUUUAAAAAAAUA